GGCAGCGCGCAGUAGGCCGCACGCGUCGCGCGCGCUUUCCUAGCCACACGGAGAAAGAAAAAAAAAAUCGAUCGGGCGAGAAUUAAAAAGUUAACUGGUUGGAAAUAAAAAGUAAACCAUUAUUGUCGUUGAUCGCGUUAUUUUAUGCUCUGUGGCGUGAUCGUGAAGUGGUCCCUCCCGUGGAUUUUGCCUCUUUUCUGCUGUGGUGCAGAAAAGCACUCUCUACAUUCCUGUUCUGUGUUGAUGGUGUCACAAGUUUCAAGUUAGCCCUGACUAUAAAUAAGGGGCGACAAAAUGUUGCAGCAGAUACUGCGCGACAUGUGGGUGGACCCCGAGAUCCUGGCUGAGCUGGACGAGACGCAGAAGCAGACGCUGUUCUGCAAGAUGCGAGAGGAACAGGUGCGUCGAUGGCAGAUCUGGGACCAGAAGGUGAGCAAGGAGGACGAUCAGCCCAAAUUCCAGAAGAAUGGGAAGAAACAAGUCCAGUUCCUGAAAGGAGAAGACGGUGAGCCAUGGGUUUGGGUGAUGGGUGAGCACCCCGACGACAAGUCCAUAGAGAGCAUCCUCACUGAGGAGGCACGCCAGCGAGCGCUGCAGCAGGCUAGGGAGGAGGCACACCAGCUCCGCAAGUCCGUGGAGAAGGAACUCACGCAACUCAUAGAAUACGAGCCGUUAGAUAGCUUGGAACAGAAAUUUGAUCUGUCUCCAAAAAGUAUCGACCCGUUAGAGGACAGCUUGGAAAUCUACUGCACAGUGGACGAACUGCGCCAGCGCAUCGAAGCAUUGGAGCCCGAGGUGAAACUUUCGGAGAAGGACGAGAUCAACAAAUUAGCCGAGAAAACUGAGUUCGGGGACAACAUGAAACUGAAGAACACACUGAACUUCAACUUCAUCGAAGGGAAGCGAGACGUUUUACAGGAUCUCGGUUUGUCUACGACCGGCGACGGCGUGAGCAAUCGCGUGGCAGCGUGGGAGCGUCGCGUAGCGGCGGCGCGCGCAGGCGACAUCCUGCGCGGACUGCGAGCUCGACGCGCCCGCACGCUGCGGGACGCGCAGCUGCACGCGAACGACCAUGACGCCGCCUGGCGGGAGCAGGAGAGGAAGGCGAAGGAAGCGGAGGCGGCGAUGCGGGAGAUAGCUCGAGCCGCGCGCGAGGCGCAUCGACGCAGCGCGCUCGGCUCUGUAACUCCACCUGAACUACCACAGACUGGCAAACCCCCGAGCAGAGAAGCAGUCAUGGAAUGGUUCAGAACGAAAGAGUUGAAAAAAGGCGUCGGUCUGGACGAGAAUAACAAGCCUGUCGAUUGGUUCCACGGUUUGAUAACCAGGUCGGAAGCAGAACAACUGCUAUCAGGGCAGCCCGCGGGCAGUUUCCUUGUGCGCAUCUCGGAGCGAGUGUGGGGGUACGCCAUCUCGUACCGCGGUCGCGAGCCCGCGCGCUGCAAGCACUACCUCAUCGACACCGGCGCCGGGUACCGCCUGCUGGGGGCGGCGCAGCGGCCGCAUCAAACGCUAGCUGAUCUCAUCAACUACCAUAAGACGGUCGCCAUCACGGAGAGCGGCGGGGAACUACUCACCAACGCGUGUCCUCCUUCCAAUACAUCCGAGCCUACUGAACCAUAACGAUAGAUCUACCAAAUAUAAUGCUUGUUUCACAUAUAACACUAGCCACACACGCAACGCUAGUUCCACAUACAACGCUAGCUAUACAUAAUCCGCUUUAAUCCAAAACGCGUACUGAAGUUAAUCUUGGUUUAAACCUUAUGUUGCCUCUGUCUUGUUUUUAGCAAAAAAAAGUGACAACAUUAGUUUUAGUCCAGAUUUAACUUUAAUCUACGUUUUGUAAUAAGGUGGAGUCAAUCUAGAUCUACAGAAACAAUGCUAGCUUCACAUACAUAUUGCGAUGCUCUUUCAGGGCGCCACAAGUUUAGUUAGGAUAGUCAUGAAUGUACCAUCCGAAAUGUAAUAUGAUAUGCAAUAAAUUAAUAAAUAAAACGCUAGCUCAACACAUAACGCUCGAUUCACAGAUAACGCUAGCUCCACAUAUAAAGCUGACAGUACGCCAAAAUCAUUACAGUUCGAUAUUAUACGUUGUUAAUAAAUGCCGAUACAUUGUUAUAGUAUUAGGGCUGGACAAAACAUUUUGUAUAGGUACCUAGCCCAGUAGUAAAUAAGCACAAAAUUUUUGUUACCUACUAUUUCCAUACCCUAAUUUGAAUCCUGCAGGGUACUUUCAUGGCAUCAAUCUUACCAUCUUUGUAACAGCAAUGAAUUAUUUGAUUUAAACCGAUCUUGCAUAUUAACACAGUUAGCUCGUCAAUUUCGAAAAAUAUUUAACAGUUCGUCUAGUACCAGGUUAGACAAUGGCAAACGAAACGUGUGAAAAGGCAUUAUAUAGAUAUAAUGGGACCAUACUGUAUUUACAUCAGUCAAUAUUUUAGUCAUUUAAUACAUAUAAUCCUCUUGUAUAUUAUAUUUUAGAUAUAUGAUAAAUAAUUGUUAGUUUUAAGUUCUUCGAUAGUGUUUCUCACUGCUUUUCUGAUUUUUUUCUACAAAUAAUGAGACUUUCUAUAACAACAAACUUUCAGUCACUGCCAAUAAAUGUACCGGUUUUUUUAUGCCAGCCCGGAUUCUUUUCAUUUUUAAAUAUACCUAAUAUCCAUUUUUGUCUCAAUAGUCCAUAGUCUUAUUUAAACUUUUGAUAUUUAAAGUCAUAAUCGUUUAAAACAUUUGGAAUAAUUUUGAAGUUUUUUUUUUAUAUUAGGGUUGUCGCCUGAACAUAAAAAAUAUAUUGUCACCGCAUGGUUACAGCUUGAUUCAUGUAAGAAUCGGUAAUAAUGUUUGAAAAUAUUCUUCAAAGAAGUGAUGAUUGACAAUAAUGUAUGAUCGUUUUUUUAAUUUUAUGCGGAAAUUGCUUGUUUUUCUGUCUUUACAGUAUAAAAAAAACAACUUGAUUUUGUGUUCAAGCGAAAAUCGAUAAAGGGUGUUUUAAACGACCGGUUUUCCGCCGUGUCUAGGCAUGGUUUAUACUCUUUAUACCCGGGCCGAUGCAGGCUGAGCUUGUUCACGAGCUUGUACUUUUUAAAACGACCCCAAACAGUCGCUAGCGCCGGUGUCGUUAUAAGUCGCGGCACGAAAAUGUUGCGCUGGCUGUUAUUGCGCUGAAGUAGAAAUUAAGAUGUGUUGGGGGGAAACGAGGUGCGCGGGUGGGCGUGCGUUGUGCCGAUUGUCUCUCCAGUUGUACCCAUGCGCAGCUAUCCCCCCAGCGUUUUAUUCAGCUUUUUUUUGAGUAUGUAUGCUGUUGGUCGCAGAUGAACUUUACAGUGUCGACGGGUUUGGGGACGGCGAGAUCCUAAAGGGACCUCAAGCUGAGAAUUGGCGAGUGCUUCUAGAGGUAUUCCAGGCGGAUGGCAUCUCCCCACGGGGGGAAUCUCCUCUCCGUCUGGAGCCUCUAGACCAUUCGAACCUGAGGGGUCGGCUCAACUAGAGGGCGUUUUUUCAGCGCUAGAGUUCCGUGCCGCGUCCUGUAACAAACCUCAAUCAUAAAAUAGACAUAACAGAAGGCAAUCUCAUGUACGUACUUCACUUUGCAUACCUACGCUCGGCGGUCACGCUAGGAUUAUCAACAUUGACUUACGGCCAAAAACUUUCGCGGUAGUGGCAUUCGUAUCUAUUUCUUCGAUUUAUUGUUGAGAAUUAAACAGAAGGAACAGAAAUAUAAAACAAUAAUAAGUAAAAUAUGUCAAUAUUAAAGUUGUUUUUUAAUACAAAUUAAAAUUGACCGCUUAAUGUUGAAUUCAAACAAUCGUCUGCUGAACAGAUAUAUGUAACUAAUUAACUAAUUUUCUGUGUCUCCAUUUUUGUACAAAAAAGUUCGCAGACACGCGUGUCUCAAACGGGUGGAACUCGCGCUUGUAGUGGUCUGAACUGGUUCAAGAUAUCGUGUCGUAUGAGCGGCGUCUAAGUGUGCGUUGCUCGCGCUCAGUUUGAAUGUGUAGAUUACCUUCUGUUAUAUCUUUUUUGUGUCUCCAUAGUGUCCCAUAGUUUAUUGAUGAUCGGACGUUUAAAACUGUGCCUAAACCCGGAUAGAAAUCGUCUCGUCAACCUUCUCUUUACUGUGACUAAUACUCCACUAGUAAGUAAAGGACCAACUUUAUCAACUACUUAUUUUACGUAUACUUUUUUUGCUUUACAUUGCCACAGUGUAAUUAAUAUUAUUAGUAUGUAGUACGGAUACUGCCUUUUAUCAAACAAAUAAAAUAAUCAUUAUGAUCUCGAUUAAAAUUUUUUUACUCAGGUCAACUUGCAGCAAUUUCGCUAAAUCUAGAUUUAACUAAUACUAGAUGGAGUCCAUACAAUAAUGUCAAAUUGGCAUUGACGUGUUUACAUUUUUAUAUGGAACAUAUCUAAUCUAAUUUUAGUUGAAUCUUCGAUCAACAAUUCUAUAGAUAACCGGUUGCAUACCAAAUGAAAGCUAAAAACUGUUCGCAUAUGUUUAAACUUAUGCAGCUACAAGCGAUUCCCCAAUGAAUAAAGAUAAAUGUUUUAAAACAGUCUAAGUUGAACCUAAUAACAAAUAUCUCACAAACGAAUAAGGUGACAAAUAACAAAAUGUUAUUUCGCACAUAAGACCUUUUAUCUUAUAAAACGAACUCUAGUUCUUUUAAAAAUUAUAUCUGAUACUUGGAAAAAAACGAUAAAGGAGAAAAAAGGAAAAUUUAAAAUCAACCUUAUGACCCACAAAAUAAAACAUUUUUACCAGUCAUUGGCCAGCGAGUUACUACGUUUUAUAUUAACCGAACUAAUUUAAAAUAAGACCUCACACCUCAAGUGCGGCUAUAUUUACUGAGACGGAAUUUUACGUGCUGACCAGUUAUCUAUAGUUGUUGACCGAACAGUUGAAUAGAGAUUAAGCAAAUUUGCUGCAUGUGGGCCUUAAGGGGGUUUUCCACGCGAGUGGAGCUAGCCCAUUCGAAUGACUUCGUUAACUUCGUAACACAAAAGUGCAUACAUCGGCUUCCACCAACAAAGAGUCGAGCGAAAAUAACAAAGCGGGCAAAUAGUGUAAAAACUCUUUCUCGGUAGAAAUGAAAUCCUUUUUUUAUGUACACGAAGACCGCUCCACUAGACAUCCCUAGUUCAUUCCUCUUUGGCUGUAGAAAACGGAAAUUUCCACGACAUGCAUUUUUUAUUAUUAAAACUACGAACAAAUCAUUUAAAGUCCUUAUGUAAGUUAAUAAUUUAUUGUGAUAAAUCAUUAAGCUUGACACAUUCUGCUUCAGUAUUAAGAUUCGCUUAUUAUUGUAAUUGUCGUCGUAUAAUUGUAAAACGUCGUUAGUUUAUAUUUGAACUAGUGAGUUUGUAAGCAGACCGCUUCCAUUUAUCGACAGUGCAAAAGCAAAAUCGCUUAAACGCCACUUUAGUAACUUUACAGAAACGAGGAUCAAAGUUUUUAUUUUCACAAAAAAAAAACAUUAUUCGUUGUAAAUGAGAAGUAACGCCAUAAAAAUAAAAAUGUAUUCAUAAAAUAGUAUUAUGUAAUCCUCCUAUUAAAAAGUUACAUAGUGCCUUUACGAAUUAGUUGUCGCUUAAACGAAAAUCACUCGGCCCGCCAUACAUUUUCUGACAAGCAAACAUCAAAUCAUUUAAGAUACAAAAGAGAACGUAAGCGCCAUUGGUUUAAAAAAAAAUCAACAUUUAUGCCGCUUCAGCGUUGCGGUCAAUAAAAAUCUUCACAAAAUUUUGUUGCUUAAGCGCCAAAAAAUCACUCUUUACGAAACAUAAACAGAUCGACGCAGAAUAAAUCUGAUUCAAAUUAUAUAUACGAGUAUAACCUCAGAAUACAGAACAAAUAUAAAUCAUUUUCGACCAAAGUGGCGUUUUACCGAUUUUGCCUUACCACUGUCGAUAUACUAUUCGAUAUCUAUCGACUAAUUUCUCUAGAUACAAUAUUAAACAAACGAUAUGAAAGUUUAUAACGAUAUUUAUAAUAUCGUUGAUUGAUAUAAUGAAUAUAACUCGUUGUGUGAACCAAAGUUGCGUAUCGAAACGCGGUAUCGAAUCGGUAAAAUCAGUUUUUUGUACAGUCAGCAACAUACAAGUUACCACCUAAUGUCAAAUUUUUUCAACUGAUGUAUGAUAAGGCCUCCUCCCACGCUUGUUAUAAUCGUAUAUAAGAUAAUAGGUAUAUAAGAUCGGAUGCGUUACUGCGUUAUCUGUUUUUAGUAUCUAACUAAAUUGUAUGGUAUGAGAAAGACUACAAAGUACAUGCUGCUGCUAUAAUAACGACGCGAUAGAAGUAUGACAAAACCUCGCAAUAACGCAUCUAAUAGUAUUGACCACAGAAAGCAGAAAGAGGUUAGAAGGGCCUUGUGGGCGCUGCGUGAGGUGUGAGCUCAUAACUUGACCAAAAGUUGGUUUUGAUUGGGUCGUUACUCUCGGAUGUAAGCGCUGAAAGGGUCGAUUAUUUGAUGUCGUGUCGUUUGAUUGGCUAUUAUCUAUUAGGUGCAUAUUAUAUAGUCUAUGCUCACCCUUUUAACCUCUUUCUGUGUUCUGUGUUAUCGACCGAUAAUAACGUGCCUGGAGGCUUUAAGCUCAGCCACUUGACGUAAUUUGACAGUUUCGGAUUGCUUGAUCUGUGGCUGCCGGUACCUACCUACACUUGCAUGUUUAAUUUAUUAAGGUUAUUUUAUUGACGAUGAUCAUGCCAUUCGUAUCGUUUUUAGAAUAAGCGUAUGAUAUUGUUAGAUUUAGUCAUAGCGUCCUAUGUAUCGUAAACAAUUGACAAUAAAUAAAAUUGCCAAAUGAA
Molecule: messenger RNA, 6808 nt
Organism: Chilo suppressalis (striped riceborer)
Lineage: Eukaryota; Metazoa; Arthropoda; Insecta; Lepidoptera; Crambidae
Source: the annotation of a GenBank genome assembly